AUGUCGAGACUGGCCAUCGUAACAGGUGGCGCAUCUGGGAUCGGACGAGCCAUCAGUUCGGUUGCUGCCUCACAUGGUGCGAAAGUUGUCAUUGCCGAUAUUAAUACAGGGAUGGGCCAGGCCACCGCAAAAGAGUUGCGGGAAAUAGGUGCCAAUGCUUUGUUCAUAAAAACAGAUGUCACCAAAUCUGCAGAGAUUUUAGAGAUGGUAGAAAGGGCCCAAGCUUGGGGGUCUAUAGGUUACCUUGCAAAUUCGGCAGGCUUGCAAACUUACGGUACCGCGGAAUCCACCUCAGUGGAAUUGUGGGAUCGAACAAUGGAUGUCAACCUCAAAGUGUUUCUAGUCAGCAAACUCGUCAUCCCUUACAUACGCGAAAGUGGUGGUGGCGGCAUCGUGAACAUCAGCUCGAUUCAAGGUCUCAGAUGUCAGAAAAAUGUGCUUGCCUAUGCCGCCUCCAAAGGGGCUGUUAUUGCAUUAUCCAGAUCAAGUUUAGAUCAUGCGGCCGAAGGUAUUUCAGUCAAUUGCAUUUGUCCAGGAUCGGUUGAUACGCCUUUAUUGCGUUUUGGAGCGGCCCAACACGGCCCAGUAGAUGAGGUAUUGAAACAAUGGGGUAGUCAUCACCCAAUCGGUCGAAUUGCCUCGGCCGAGGAGAUCGCUAAAGUGGCCCUGUUUUUAUGGAGUCCUGAUUCUAAUUUUAUGGUGGGGCAAGCAGUUGUGGCCGAUGGAGGUCUGGGUAGCAUUAUACUGUGA
Molecule: messenger RNA, 750 nt
Organism: Nerophis lumbriciformis (worm pipefish)
Lineage: Eukaryota; Metazoa; Chordata; Actinopteri; Syngnathiformes; Syngnathidae
Source: RefSeq, a predicted model, not a curated record